Molecule: messenger RNA, 2317 nt
Organism: Acanthochromis polyacanthus (spiny chromis)
Lineage: Eukaryota; Metazoa; Chordata; Actinopteri; Pomacentridae
Gene: gde1
Product: glycerophosphodiester phosphodiesterase 1
Exons: 6
Coding region: 149-901 (250 amino acids)
Biological process (GO): lipid metabolic process
Molecular function (GO): phosphoric diester hydrolase activity
Source: RefSeq, a predicted model, not a curated record
CCGUCUUUGUAACCAUGUUCCGGUUCCCCCAGGUACCAGCUAGCCGAGCCCUCCAGGUUCUGCCACCCGGCCAAGGGAAACCGUGGGCUCCGGCAAGGUGUCGGUGGUCGCUCACCGGGGCGGUGGGCACGACGCACCGGAGAACACGAUGGCAGCUAUCCGGGAGGCCAGUAAAAAUGGUGCGACUGGUGUGGAACUGGACCUUGAAUUCUCAGCAGAUGGCGUCCCGAUACUGAUGCACGAUGACACUGUGGAUCGGACCACAAACGGGUCAGGGCCACUCAGCAAGAUGACGUUUUCCCAGUUGCGUAAACUGGAUGCAGCAGCCAAACAUCGACUCAGGGACAAAUUUGCUGGAGAGAAGAUCCCAACUCUGGAGGAGGCGGUGGAGGAAUGCAUCAAACUGCAGCUCACCAUCUACUUUGAUGUCAAAGGUCAUCCAGAUGAGGCAGCCGCAGCUCUUAAGGACUUGUAUAAGAAACAUCCAGUCCUCUACAACAGCAGCAUUGUCUGCUCCUUCCAACCCAAAGUCAUCUACAGGAUGAGACAGAGUGAUCCAGAGGUGGUGACAGCGCUGACCCACCGGCCGUGGAGCCUGAGUCGGCUCGGAGACGGCACCCCACGUUUCCCGUCGCUAUGGAAACACCAUUGGAUGACACUAAUGGACAUUGUGUUGGACUGGGCGCACCAUAACGUGUUGUGGAAGCUCUGCGGGGUCUCAGCCUUCCUCAUACAGAAGAACUUCGUCUCACCGGACUAUGUGCAGUACUGGGCCCAGAGGGGGGUGGAGGUUGUCGCCUGGACCGUCAACACAAAAGUGGAGAAAGAUUAUUACCAGGAGCUGCUGAAAGCCAACUACAUCACAGACAGCCUCGUGGAAGACUGUGAUCCUCAUUACUGAGAAACACACGAACCCAGCACACAACAUGUUCACAUACGUCCGCAUUUUAUCAAGAGAACUUUUCACUUACUACCCAUCACUCAUGUGUGGCUUCAGGUAGGAGAACAAAUGUUAUCUAGUUGGACUUUUAUUUCCAAUCUCACUUUUAUUAAUGAGAUUCUGUGUACUUUCUUCAACAUGAUCAGACUCAGUGCCAUACUUCAUAAGAAGAGGACAGGUUUUUCUCUGACUGCAUCACUUUAGUAAUAGAAUGAAUUGAUACAACAUGUUGAUAAAAUGUAUCCAAAAUCAACCAGUAUCAAACGUACUGUAUUCACCAACUCAGGACUGCAGAGAUUUUUUUAUGUUUGUCUUGUUCAUCGUGUAUAUUUUACUGUGGUUUCAAGGUCUAUAAUAUCAUGGGCUGUUUGUGCUUUUUACUCAGUAAAGGUCGUUAGUCUGUAGGAAACUACCUAGAAAUGAUUUUCAUCACUUAUGGAAAUCUAAAAGCCAUUAAAUACAUGUUAAAUGUUUGAAUGUGCAUAUGGAACUGAAGUGUAAUAUUUAGCAGGAUUUCCAUACAAAUGGCCAGUUUUCCUCACUGUUCUAGGAUUAUACAUUGUAGGUAAUUUUGUUAUUUGAAAAAAAAAAAAUACAAUUUGCUCAGACAAAGUGGUUUCCUGGUAGUUUAUGUUCAGGCUUUUGCACCUCACUGUAUCUGUUGAGCAGAUAAACCAUUUUUUAACUACUACACUGACACAUUGUCGCUGCUGUUGUUGUUUUCUCAUUACUGAUGUUGAAUAUGACUCCAGUAGAGUUUAGUGAUAAAGUACUGUGACUGGAAACACUGAAGGACAGUGUGGAUGAGCAGUGAGAUUAAGGCGUGAAUGGGCAGAUUUUGUUCAAGACGUUAAAACUACAGUGGUACAGAAUAUAUUUAGUAAAUUUACUGUAUAAAAUAGCAGAAGAAGCACAGUUGAAACUAACUGUCUUUGCUUGACGCAGGAACUGGUGCACCUAAAUGAAACUCAGCUCAGCUUAAUGUUGAAAUUCACUAUUAGAAACAUUUUCAAACUGGACAAUUCUCUGAAAUGAUACAAUGUAGAAUUUCUGGUGCGCUCUUUGACCCAAAUAGCAACCUCGAAUGCAAUUUUAAAGUAAUUGAAAAUGUGUUGGGGAUAAACUAAAAGUGAAUGAUUUAUUUGAAGUGUUGUCAGUAGUCUUAAAAAUGAUUAAAUGCAUCAUGAAUAGGGGAUCUUCUAUGAUUGCACAUGUUUGUUGUGAUGUGGACUGACCUGGUUGAGGGGAAAAGUGUAUAAAAUGUUGCUUAUCUCAAUUUUUAAUGGAAAAUUUAGUUUGUCUUUCUUUGUUUUCUCGCACCGCAAUAAAAUUACUCUUGGAUGACAUGUUUCCAGCAAUAAAUGCUUUUAAAAAAUA